UCGUUACCCUCCCGCCUAUGCAACCCGCCAUCUUGUCGCGUCGAGGAAAAGAGACAUAGCCUGCCUAAGAUAUGUCGGACUACAGCAGCGUGGCUCCCCCAUCCAGCGGCGGCGGAAUGAAUGACGCUUAUAAAGACGCUCUUCAGCGAGCGCGACAGAUCGCAGCGAAAAUCAGUAAUGAUGGCGUUGCAGCCCCUCCGACGAGCGAUUUCAACUACGGAGGCCAGAAAAGGCCCCUGGAGGACGCUGGUGGGUAUUUUCCCAUGCCUAACCUGAAUAUCGACCAACCAGAGACGAAGAAGGUGGCAACCAAUGAUGCCUUUUCUGCUAUGGCAGCAAUGGGUGGCCCCCCAAGAUCAAUAUCGGAGGAAUUCAAGGUUCCCGAUGGAAUGGUUGGAUUCAUCAUCGGCCGAGGUGGCGAACAAAUCUCACGUCUGCAGCAAGAAUCGGGAUGCAAAAUACAGAUCGCCCCUGACAGCGGAGGCUUGCCCGAUAGGUCUGUGACGUUGACGGGGGGACCAGACGCUAUUCAGACGGCAAAGAGGCUGCUCACAGAGAUCGUUGAGAAGGGACGACCGUCCCCGGCGUUCCACCACAGCGACGGUCCGGGCAUGACGGUUCAGGAGAUUAUGGUCCCUGCCUCUAAAGCCGGCCUCGUCAUUGGCAAGGGAGGCGAGACCAUCAAGAGUCUUCAGGAAAGAGCCGGAGUAAAGAUGGUCAUGAUUCAAGACGGCCCCCAAAACACAGGCGCCGACAAACCUCUCCGUAUUUCAGGAGAACCCUUUAAAGUUCAGCAAGCCAAAGAGAUGGUGAUGGAGCUGAUCAGAGAUCAGGGCUUCAGAGAGCAAAGGGGCGAGUACGGCUCCAGAAUUGGAGGCGGCGGCGGCGGCGGCAGUGGCGGCGAGACAUUAGAUGUUCCGGUUCCCCGGUUUGCAGUCGGAAUUGUGAUCGGCAGAAGCGGAGAGAUGAUCAAAAAGAUUCAGAGCGACACGGGGGUCAGGAUCCAGUUUAAACCAGAUGAUGGUAGCGCACCAGACAGGAUAGCACAGAUCAUGGGUCCUCCUGAGCAAGCGCAGCAUGCAGCAGAGAUCAUUUCAGACUUGCUGAGGAGCGUCCAGGCCGGCGGGCCUCCGGGCCACGGCGGCGGCGGCGGACGAGGCCGAGGACGCGGGCAGGGAAAUUGGAACAUGGGGCCUCCGGGUGGGCUCCAGGAGUUCAGCUUCACCGUCCCGACCAUGAAGACUGGCUUAAUCAUCGGAAAAGGUGGUGAGACUAUCAAAGGAAUCAGCCAACAGUCAGGGGCCAGGAUUGAGCUGCAGAGGAAUCCUCCUCCUCCCUCUGACCCCAAUGUUAAGAUGUUCACUGUCAGGGGAUCGCCCCAGCAGAUUGACUACGCCAGGCAGCUGGUAGAGGAGAAGAUUGGGGGACCCGUCACGCCAAUGGGUGGCCCACAUGGGCCCCCUGGUCCACACGGAGGUCCAGGCCCACAUGGUCCUCCAGGCCCCCCGGGACCCCCCGGUGCGCCGAUGGGGCCGUACAACCCCGGGCCGUACAAUCAGGGACCCCCGGGACCACAUGGCCCCCCAGCACCAUACCAGCCUCAGGGGUGGGGCAACGGCUACCCACACUGGCAGCAAGGACAGCCUGAUCCAAGUUCAGACAAAGCAGCUGCAGAUGCUAAUGCCGCAGCGUGGGCAGCGUACUACGCUCAGUAUGGCCAGCAACCUCAGGCUCCCAUGACGCCGUCCAGUGGUGCGCCAGGCACCACUCAGUCCAACGGUCAAGGUGACCCACAGGCUGCAGGUCAGAGUGGACAGGCAGAUUACACCAAGGCCUGGGAGGAUUAUUACAAGAAAAUGGGUCAACAAAGUCAACAACCUCAGGACUACACUAAAGCCUGGGAGGAGUAUUAUAAGAAACAAGGUCAAGCGGCCCCUCAGGCGGCAGCACCGGCGGCCGCCGCGGCCCCCGCCACCCAACCCGGCGGGCAGCCGGACUAUAGCGCCGCUUGGGCCGAGUACUACCGGCAGCAGGCAGCUUACUACGGCACGGGGAACCCACAGACCAUGGGAGCGGCACCACAAGCCCCUCAGGCUUUACAGGGUUCCGGUGUGAGCAGCAGCAGCAGUAGUAGCAGCAGCGUUCUAACCUAAUAAACCUUCCUCCCUGAACAGGAUGUCUGCAGUAUUUUUUCCUGCUGUUAACAUGCAUUGUAUCUUCUAUGUAUUUCUCCUGCACAGGGCCAGUAAUGCGAAGUGGACAUAACGUAAAUGCUUCAUUGUUGAACACAAAAUCCUUUGUUAAAUGUUUGGAUGCAGACGCCUCGGUGAAGAUCUUAAAUUUCCUUGGUGUUUCACGUAGAUGUCAAAUGACCUGACGAGCACAUCCUCUCUCCUCCAUUUAUAUACACACUUGUGUUUUUCUUGUAAAUGUUUUGUUUUUAGUGAGGCUACUCAACUCAUUCCAGCCCUGUAUCUCUACAUUGAAUGUGGUUAGAAGUCAUGUUUGAAUUGUAGACGUUACCAUGUAAAUCAUCUCGGUUUUAAAAGGAAAAGCAAUGCUUCUUGCCUGUUGUGUUUUUUGCAAUAAAACAAACUGAAACCUCCUGUGUUGGUAAGUUGGGGCUCACCUAGUGAGGAGAAGAGGGCUGGCCGGUCGGUCCGGCCGGCCGGCCGGCCGAAUGUCACGUUAGCUACUAACUAGCGAGCCACCUGUGGGUUGACACAAAGCGAUGAUCUCCUGUUUCUCUCCAACUGUCUACAAGACGCUUGUUGAUUUGACACUUGCCGUUUGCUGCCAUGCUUUCUUUCUUGAUGACUUGAGCCAGACGACUUGUGCGCAUUGUUGUUGUUGUUGUUUAAAGUUGUCGAGCUAGUAUGCCCAUGUGAUUUGUUUUUAUGCCUUGACGUGUAGACACUUCCUCCUCCACAGGCGAGUGUAGAAAAGUGGUAAGCAAGUUUUGUUUCUUUUAAUCCCCUCUCGGAAAGUGAUUGCAAAGAAAUGUUGCCUAUUUUUAUUAGUGUUCCCUUAUUUUUCUUCCAGGACAGUCAGGUAAAUUGUAUGAUUUUUUUUUUCCGUCCUGCCCACCCAUGUACAAAAUGAUCAAAGCGAUGCAAAAAAAGUCAAAAAUUUUUUUUGCUCUGUCACUGCUGUUAGUGUCUUUUCCAUUACGAGCUUUGAGCUCUGUUGGCUCGGGCAUGGGGCGGCUAACGCAGUCCACAUCCAAGUUGAGCCCUCCUAUCCUGUAAGUACCACAAGCUGACAGCCUAAUGAUGCUUGCAAAUGAUGGAUGAUAUUUAUGUCCCAUUUUGCCCUCUCUUUUGUCUUUGGGUAAGUAUGCACUGUUGUGAAGCCAGGCGUAGACUUUGACUGUUGAAUUCAUAUUGUAGCACUUGCUGCGUCAAACACAUCAGUGCUGUUGAUUCACCGUUGGAUACUUUUUUGCUCGGUUGUCGGUCGUCGUUGACUUGUUCUCUUGAAAUGCCCGCCCUUCCCCUUCUCUCACGGCCACUGAUCAAAAUGUACAGCGUAGCAUGUUCUCAUUUAGCCUUCUGUUGUGUUGCAAAUGUCAUAUUUGAGCAUGUCAUACUGAAUUGCGGACUUGUCACAUGAAUAUCGAUUGAUUUAAAUUGAGCACUGUGAAAAAGUAUUGGAUUUGACGUGACCAGAUCAGAAAGGAGGAAUCGUAUUGACUGCAUAUAUAGUGCAAUAUAUACAUAUAUACACGUAUAUCUGAUCUUUGCAGUGUUCACCCCCAGACCUUACACCUUAGGUUCUGCUGCAGUAACUCAGGUAAGCAAAGCCUAAGGAACUAAUAGUGAAAUACAGUGGAACCCCCAAAGAUUUAUUAUUAUUUUGCGGACGAAUAUGCAUCGGAUGGAAAAUGUCAAACCUUAAAAGCGAACGUUCCGUGAGAGAGCGCCGACUUCACAACUCUGUUUCUCUUGCCUUUGCGUUGGUGUGGGAAGUCGAAAGGCACCCGUGAUACCAUUUUGUUACCGCCGGCCGUAUUUUCAAUUGACGUGUUUAGGUUGUUUCCCUAAUUGUUUUCCCUAUUGCAAUGCCUGUUUCUGUGAUUUGACUAUGUAAAUUCUACCGGAUCUAAUUGGCCUCAUUCAACAGCUGAAAGAAAUACAAUGGAAAUGUUAGGUAGUGUGUUUUGUUUUCAAGUAUGCCAAUGAUUUAGAAUCGAUUAAGUAGGAUGUUAGUUUUGCUCCUGACCAAUUAACACGCAAUCGCAACAAAGUGACAGGAACCCAUUUCCUGACAAAGGAAUUUAACAGGCGGGUUAAAAGGGUUUGAUGCUGGAGCUCAAUGACUUGUCAAAUUGUGUCUUUGUCAUUUGGAGAACGACUUGUAAGUGAACCGACGCCAAUUAGUUUGGCUUUGGAGGUUCCACUGUCUUGUUUGACGAUUUGACCACUUUUCCAUCCAUGCAAAGUAAUGCUGACCUUGUCCAUGAAUUCAUGCUUAACUGAUGAAAAUUGACUCGUAUGACUGGAUUCAAAAGUAUAAAGUUGUUGGUUAUGAGGAAAUAUUGCGUUUAUGCAUAUUACGAUAGGCCUUUACAUAUUUUUCCUGCAUUCUCGUAGAGCUGCUGCAGAAGGUUAGGGCAAUUUUCUGAAGAAAAAAAAAAAAUAUGCUGACCAAUGUUCUCUGGUGGUGUGUAUUCUGUCGAAAGCGCAGUGCUGACGUACUCAUUGAAACGCCUUCACUUCUCGCUCACAGUGUUGGAGGAUGCUGCAAGCUUAGGCGCUAGAAUCAGAGCCUGUGGUAGCAAGAGCUCCAGUGCUUAAGGUAAAAAAAAAAAAAAAAAAACAGACCCAAUUAAAAAGUCAUGUCAUAUUUGUGGACUGCAAAAAGUGCAAGCUAGGCAUGUUUUCUGCUCGGGUUGACUGUUUUGAAUGUUGCCAAAGUGAUUUGUUUUUAAAGUCGUCUGAUGGUUGUCAUAUGAAGUCGUCGUCAUGGUUGUUGCAAUGAAUGCUUUAGAAAGUUGGAUGAGGACAGGAAGUGAACUUUGAAAAUGUCGUGUCAUGGAAAUGUCCCACUAAGGCUCUGCCAUUUUUAAGGGGGUGGCUGGGUGGGGGAGGAGAGUUAUUUAGCCAGGAGGAAGCCUUCUUAGAGGUAAAUGUGCUGUACUAUAUGCUCACUUGUACUGUGAUGUUCAUUGAUGAUAAUAAUAAAGGUGUCACAAACAAA
This is a messenger RNA of Syngnathus acus (greater pipefish), 5199 nucleotides long. RefSeq names its product far upstream element (FUSE) binding protein 1 (gene fubp1). Gene Ontology annotation, biological process: regulation of DNA-templated transcription. Gene Ontology annotation, molecular function: mRNA binding. Lineage: Eukaryota; Metazoa; Chordata; Actinopteri; Syngnathiformes; Syngnathidae. The transcript has 20 exons. Gene Ontology annotation, cellular component: cytoplasm; nucleus. The record is from RefSeq and is a predicted model, not a curated record. The coding region runs from base 72 to 2153 and encodes 693 amino acids.